UUGGAAUCGGUUCACCUCAAUGGGCGGAAAGUAGCGUUAGUUAAUGUCAGUGCGCGGCGCCGUGGCGUUGGUUUUUAUUUGUCUUAUAAUUAAAUAAAAAAUUAAAAACAACACCAUCAUGUCAGAAGAAAUCGAAGAUUCGAAGCCUGUGGAAACAACCGAGGAGCAAAAGGAAGUGGACAGUGAUGUGAUUUGUCCAGAGAGAGCAGAAGAAGCCAAACUGAAGGCCAGAUACCCGAACCUGCCGGCCAAAGCAGGAGGAUCAGACCUGCUCCGAAAACGACUGCAGAAAGGGCAAAAAUACUUCGACUCGGGCGACUACAACAUGGCAAAGGCGAAGAUCAAGAACAAGCAGCUCCCCUCGGCGCAGACGGAGAAGGCGGAAAUCACCGGCGAUCACAUUCCCACCCCUCAGGAUCUGCCGCAGAGGAAAACCUCGCUGGUGGCCAGCAAGCUGGCGGGCUGAUCAUCUCCGGCGUCGCCUCACCAUCAGCUCGCUCUCGUCCCUCACGUUUAUUCCUCAUUAACACACCAUCCCUCCGUUUAUUUUAAUUUUAUUCUUUUGUUCCUCUUUUUACGUUUCCUUUUACCUACAACGUAUGAAUAUACACUGAAAUAGAGGCGUGCAGGUGCCAGCGUUGGAUCCUGGGUAGUUCUGAGGGAUAUAUUAAGAUUAAGAAGAAAAAAAAAGUCUGUAUGAAGAUUUCUAUAUGUGCUGUAGGAGUAGAUGGAACGUGUACAUAUUUGCUUGCGAGAAACGAGACAGAGGGUUUUUAGAAAGGUUUUAUGUUCUAAUCGCACCAUUCCUGAAGAUCAGCCCCGUAUAGCGCGCUAGUGUGCUUGAGCGAUUCACGAUACCACACUCGAGCCAUGUUCGCAUCUGAGCUUCACACACACUAGUCACGUCAGACACACGUGGCCGCCGUUGGCUCGUUGCCUCUGACCCGUGAGAGAGGUUUUAAUCAUGUUACGGUUGUAAAGCAGCAAUCGUGAACCUGAAGGCUAACGGCUAAUGUGAUUCAAACCGGCGCUCCACGAGUUCCUCCCUGAGGGUCUCCUCUCAGAGGGUCUUCUCAUCAACGAUGCCUCUCCAAGGGUUUUCCUCCUCAAUGUCUCUUGUUUGAUAGUCUCCUCUUUUAGGGUCUCCUCCUCAAUGUAUCUUCUCGGAUGGUCUCCUCACUGAGAGUCUCCUUUUUUUAGGGUCUCCACCUCAAGGUCUCCUCUCCAAUGGUCUCCUCACCCGGUUUCUUGAAGCGAAACACUACAUCCUCUGGUCAUGGGCGUGUCCACCGCAGUCACUUAUGUGCCAUUCGAUUUGUAAAUAAAAUAGUUUUGCAAACCUG
Messenger RNA from Silurus meridionalis, 1343 nucleotides. RefSeq names its product cAMP-regulated phosphoprotein 19a (gene arpp19a). Lineage: Eukaryota; Metazoa; Chordata; Actinopteri; Siluriformes; Siluridae. Gene Ontology annotation, molecular function: protein phosphatase inhibitor activity. The transcript has 3 exons. Gene Ontology annotation, cellular component: cytoplasm. The record is from RefSeq and is a predicted model, not a curated record. Bases 119 to 466 code for a protein of 115 amino acids.